This is a messenger RNA of Pelobates cultripes (western spadefoot toad), 690 nucleotides long. The record is from the annotation of a GenBank genome assembly. NCBI's taxonomy places the organism in Eukaryota, Metazoa, Chordata, Amphibia, Anura, Pelobatidae.
AUGGCUAAAGAAAUAGGAGUCUCACCCGAGGACUACCAACAUGUUAAAACAUUAGUCACACUACUUGAGGAUCAGGAAAAAGAUCCACCCUUAACCGAUUUGAAACCAUUAAGCUGGUAUACACCUAAUUUCAAAGACAUAAUAAAUGUGGAUUUAUUUGUACAAAUAACCACUGAAAAAAUUGAACAACUGAAUGUCAGACAAACACCCAUGACCAGCAAUCUGUCCUAUGCUGAGAACCAAGCCCUAAAGGAAUUAAGCUCUGAUAAAAACAUAAUUAUCAAACCCUCAGACAAGGAGGGGAAUAUUGUCAUCCUGGAAAAAGAUAAAUACAUAGACAUAUGCAUGACCCAUCUCAAUGACAUAUCCUGUUAUAAAAAACUCCAAAGGGACUCCGCUGCAAAGUAUCUACAGUUUAACCCCUUAAGGACACAUGACAUGUGUGACAUGUCAUGAUUCCCUUUUAUUCCAGAUGUUUGGUCCUUAAGGGGUUAAACAACUAAUCACUAAGGCUAGAGACAGUGAGAUAAUAACCCAAGAUGAAUUUACAUUUUUACUACCUAACAACACUCCAACAGUGGCUACUUUUUUAUUGUUUGCCUAAGAUACAUAAGAAUCCAACAAACCCACCAGGCAGACCGAUCGUCUCUGGGAACAAUUCUCUCACAGAACAACCUAGCAAGUACUUAG